AUGUGGGCCACGGCAUUUUUGGCCAUCGCCGUUGUUGUCUGUGCCGUGAGUAGCGACAGAAGUUCGGAGGACAAGGGCCGCGUUGAAUUGCAGCGAGCGCGUGAAUUGUCACAGCAGCCGCGUUAUGGCCAGUGUUGGUCUCGAGCGCGGGAGAAAAUACAGUCGAGCUGCAAAGAGUUCAGUGAUGAUGUGCAGAGCAAGAUCGCCUUGUCCUUCACGUACUGCCACCUGCAAAGGUCGGGUCGUAGUUUCCCAGAGUGCCCUGAAGAGAGUGAUGUCAAAACCUGCACCCAAGACAUGGAUCCUGUGGCCUUCAACACCUACACUGAGUGUUUUACCCAUGCACACAGUAUAUGUCAUUACUUACAGAGUGAGCGCUGGCAACAAAGAUCUGAGAACACCAUUCACAGGUUGACUGAGAGUUCAGCGGGGGUUGCGGAGCAGUUGGCCUCCACCCAGCGAAUGGCAGAAGAUCUGAUCGUGGUCCAAAGUGCCGCGCUCAAAUCCCAGGAAAGCAUCCUUCGUAAUGGAGAGGAGCUCAAGAGCACCCUGCAGGACUCAACUCAAGGCCUGAGAGAUGUGUUUGCGGAGAUGAGGCAUUCUGUGCAGGAGCAGCAGGUGGCAUUUGCGGAAAUCUUUAACCGUGUAGCUUUCCUUCAGAGCUUCAUUAUGACUGAAACGCACACGUUUAGUUCCCUCUUCUACAACACCCUGGGCUUUGGCGCCUCUUUUCUUCUGACUUCUGUCCGGCGCACAGCUGGAGCAAGGUUUUUCCUUUUUGGACUUGUGGCUUUGAAUGUAUACCUCGAAAGGAUGAUCUGUAAGACGGUUUUGGAAAAUGAGGACCAUGGUUUUCAACAGAUGGAGAAAAUCGCCUUUUCAGUUGGUCUUCUCAGAAAAACCAUGGUUCUAACUGGAUGCCUUGUUCUGCUGUACUUCGCUCUGCGCUACAGGAAUAUCAGCCGAGAGAGUCUUGAAAUUCUGAGGGAGCUCAAAGAGACUCACUGUGAUCUUCAGCAGGCCUUGCAAAAAGUAGAAUGUCUCUCGGCAUCUGUGGAUGAAUGGAAGAGGUCCAGACAAAAACGUUGCCAGAGUCAGUGGGAAGAGAGAGAUGACAAUUUAGUUGUUCUGCAUCCCUCUAGCGUUGUGAAUGCGGCCCUGUCCACAUUCUCUGCGUCUCCUGACACCAGACAUUAUGAGACACAAAGCACCUCAGAAGCCCUGAAGAAACGUCAGCAGUGUACAUCAGGGUCUCGUUCACGGACGUCUUCUGUCACGGUCUACAGUGUGCUGGUGGAUGAUAAUAAGCCGAGGUAUAGCCUGAGAAGUCGGAAAUCUUUGUGUGGUCCAGAAGUUAGCAGACUGAAGGACUGAUGCAGAAUAUCA
Sinocyclocheilus anshuiensis is the source of this 1386-nucleotide messenger RNA. RefSeq lists its product as uncharacterized. The transcript has 9 exons. NCBI's taxonomy places the organism in Eukaryota, Metazoa, Chordata, Actinopteri, Cypriniformes, Cyprinidae. The record is from RefSeq and is a predicted model, not a curated record. The coding region runs from base 1 to 1374 and encodes 457 amino acids.